Messenger RNA from Candidula unifasciata, 1380 nucleotides. The record is from the annotation of a GenBank genome assembly. NCBI's taxonomy places the organism in Eukaryota, Metazoa, Mollusca, Gastropoda, Stylommatophora, Geomitridae.
AUGCACCUACGUCGGUCUUUCUCCUGCAUGAAGUUGCCAAACUGCAGACAUAUUCGGCCAAGACUGUGGUUUGUUCUCAUUGGUAUCGUUUUAGCUUUCUUCAUUAUCAAUGUUUUGCUGAAUGUACUGCCCCUGUGGGUUGGGUCCAAACAUGGCGUGGACAGUUCCCCGGUCAACUUGGUUUGGUUGUUGCCAGGCUUGAACCCGGUGAGUCAACCCACAACUGGACCCAGCCAUAGUGGGACAAGCGUUUCCACGAUGAAUUUGGAAGCACAAUAUCGUUCUGUCAUGGUGUCUCCAGAUUGCAGGCCACCGCACAUGAUCUGGGACACAAACCUACGCCACACUGAUCGAAUUGUUGAACAACUUAACUACAUUCCUAAACGCCGCCGGUUGUUCUCGUCUGCUCAUAUCCUGGUGUUUGAGAAAGGUGGCGGGGAGGAAAUACCGGCCGGUAACACCCUAUUUAAAAAUAAUCGCUGCUUGGUGGACAACUGUAACAUCACUCUCGAUCCUAAGACUGACCAGCACGUAGACGCCCUUGUCACAUCCAUAUCCAUUAGUGGCUACUUGCUACAUAAACGUAGACAAGAAGAUGUCUAUGUCUUCUAUCAGUUGGAAAGUCCCAGGUCCUUUGUCUCCUCGGAGCGAAUGUCUGGUUUUAACUGGACAGCUACGUAUAGACACGACUCUACCAUCGUCACCCCGUACGAGAAAUGGGUGCCAUUUGAAAAUAACACAAACGCUGGAUAUUUCGAAGGAAUAGAUGCAUUCCCAGAAAGUAGACCCACAAUCAGUAAAAACUAUGCAGACGGUAAAAGCAAAAUGGCGGCCGCCCUGAUCUCCAACUGUAUGGGAAAGCGAAUGGUGGUGAUACACGAGCUGACCAAGUAUAUACGGCUAGAUUGUCUGGAAAUGAUCAGUCGUGACUACAAGUUUUAUCUGGCGUUUGAGAACGCAAACUGCGUGGAUUACAUCACGGAAAAGUUCUUCAAGAAUGCACUGAGUAGAAACGUCGUACCUGUGGUGUUCGGCGCCCCAUCGUCGGACUACGUUCGCUCAGCCCCGCCUUACUCCUACAUCCACGUUGACAACUUCCCCACUGUGAGACAUCUGGCUUCGUACUUGCAAGAACUGGAUGUAAACGACGAUAUGUAUAAUGUUUACUUCAAGUGGAAAGGCACAGGAUCCUUCAUCAACACGAAAUUCUGGUGCCGACUUUGUGCCAUGGUGAAUGACCUGGAUAAACCCUAUUUGAUAGACAAAUAUACUGGGUGUAUACUGUUGAAGUGGGUAGGUAAUCUACGCUGUGCAAACUAUGAGAGUAUUGUUAAUAUCAAUGGCCCUUCAGCUCCGCUUUAUUUUUUUUUAAACAAAUAA